Messenger RNA from Helianthus annuus (common sunflower), 2301 nucleotides. RefSeq names its product calmodulin-binding protein 60 A. The record is from RefSeq and is a predicted model, not a curated record. The transcript has 8 exons. Gene Ontology annotation, molecular function: calmodulin binding; sequence-specific DNA binding; DNA-binding transcription factor activity. NCBI's taxonomy places the organism in Eukaryota, Viridiplantae, Streptophyta, Magnoliopsida, Asterales, Asteraceae. Bases 248 to 1915 code for a protein of 555 amino acids. Gene Ontology annotation, cellular component: nucleus. Gene Ontology annotation, biological process: regulation of salicylic acid biosynthetic process.
GUACAUUGUCUAUACGAAUGUAGCCCUUACACUGUUUUGUACUGUAUCUGAAUUAAUUAUCAAAAAUAGUUUCUGGUGUUUUGUCUUGUAAUCUGACACCGCAUGUUGGUCGUCCUUGUCGACUACUGUUCAUCCUAAUCGAUUCUUUGUUUAUUGAUUUCUUCAAAGUGAUCAUCCACGAAGUUUCCAUCUGUACUUCUUCCACCUCUCAACACAGUCACCAUCAGUGGUGGUUCUAAAUCUAAUCAUGUCGCAGAAACGGCAAAAGCAGGAUGAUACCGGUGUUUCAUCGCAGGAUGAACAUGAACAUGAACAGGAGGAUAACUCGUCGUCAUCGGAUGCGGGUGCUCGUCGAAAACGGCCUUCUUUCAGAAAUGCUGUGUUGGAGGUGAUGAAGUUUUGUACCAUUCACAAGUAUGUUGAGCCCGUUUUGGAGCCCUUGGUCCGAAGAGUAGUGAGAGAGGAAGUUGAAGUGGCACUGCAAAAACAUAUAGCUAACAUGAAGUGGGAUAGUGAGGAUGAGAUGGAAACUACGCUACCAAGGAAGUUAAAGUUACAGUUCUUAACUGCUUUGUCUCUUCCAGUUUUUACUGGAACCCGUAUCGAAGGAGAAGAUUGCAAUAUACUUAAAGUAGCAUUAAUCGAUUCACAUACGGGCAAAACCAUUUCCACCGGGAUUGAAUCAUCAUCAAAGGUGGAAAUAGUGGUUCUUGAGGGAGACUUCGGUGAUGACAUAGGUGACAAUUGGACGCUUGAAGAGUUUAAUGCUAAUAUUGUUAAAGAAAGACGCGGGAAAAAACCUCUUAUAAGUGGAAAUUCAUUGUUGAAUUUAAAAGAAGGCGUUGGUCUCGUGGGUGAGCUUUGUUUUACCGACAAUUCGAGCUGGACAAGGAGCCGUAAAUUCAGGUUGGGAGCUCGGGUUUUGGAUAAUUUAGAUGGAAUUAGAGUUAGAGAAGCAAUUUCAGAAUCGUUUGUUGUUAGAGAUCAUCGUGGGGAACUAUACAAGAAACACCACCCGCCUUAUCUGUGUGAUGAAGUAUGGAGACUCGAAAAAAUCAGCAAGGAUGGAGCUUUUCAUAAACGGUUGAACAAAGAAAAUGUCAAAACGGUGAAAGAUUUCUUAGUUCUUCUUUUCCUAGAUCCUACAACGCUUCGACAUAUCCUGGGCCCCGGUAUGUCUACAAAAAUGUGGGAAGUUGUUGUGGAGCAUGCCACAAGAUGUGUGAUAGAUGACAACAAAUUGUACUUGUAUUGUCCUCAAGCUCAUAAAAAAGACGGUGUUGUGUUUAAUGUUGUGGGACAAGUUCUCGGUCUUCUUUCAGACUGCAAGUACAUUGUUUCCAACAAGCUCCCAGAAACCGAAAAGGCCGAAGCGCAAAAAAUGGUACUAUACGCAUUUCAGCACUUGGACAAAGUUCUUCACUAUGACGAUGAAGCUUCUCUAAGAAACAGUAUUUGCUCUUUUACAAAAGACCUUUCCCCUUUACAUACCCAAACGAUGAACGAAAGCUUCGAAGGCAAUAACGCAAUCCCGAAAGGCCCGUUUGAUUACCCACAGGUGAACCCAACGUCCCCGGAUAUUAUCCGGUCCAGCUUGGGUGAAUAUGGCCCGGACCAAAUGGGCUCCAUAGAUGUGAGAUUUGAUCAACCGAUGGACUUUGAAUGCCGAGUGGAUAACACCUUGAUUUGUGACCCAAGCUCAUCAAUGCAUCUGCAGUAUCUUGGUGGUGGUUCACCCGGCGAACUGCAAUGUGCGGUUGACCGGUUUUUGUUUCCGUGUUCUGCCAUGGUCAAAGCUCAGAGGAGAUGGAAGAUUGUGUCGAGUGUUGUAAAAUGGUUCUCACUCAUGUUAAAGAUACAAAAGGGGGAUGUAUCGUCAAAUGAUCGGAUGUUUGAUCAAGAUACUCGGUUCUAGAGCAGCAGAAGUUCAAUCUGGAUCCGUGUGUGUAUAUAGCAAGUUGGAUUUUGGCUCAAGCGAUCCAGUGUUGGUCCACUCUGGUCAAUGAUUCGGAACACAUGUAGAUGGUGUUAAAUUUACUGGAAUCCUUAGCCAAAUUCUAAUCACCCGAAACACAUAGGUCAAUCUGAGCUCUUGAUCUACUUCUUGUGAUGAAGAUGACACCGGUCAAAGACUAUAAAACUUGGUGUCGCGAGGUGAUACAGUUUUCAUGUUGAUAGUGGCAAAAGUUGUUUUAUUUGUUAUUCUUUUCAUUUAUGUUGCGAUUGUUACUUCAGAAGUUCAAACUGCAUGGUUCGGGAUUGUUAUAGUCGAAUGAUAUCAUUGGUUUUUCCAUUGUGUCU